Meloidogyne enterolobii is the source of this 195-nucleotide messenger RNA. NCBI's taxonomy places the organism in Eukaryota, Metazoa, Nematoda, Chromadorea, Rhabditida, Meloidogynidae. The record is from the annotation of a GenBank genome assembly.
UUACGCGGAUUAUUAAUUAAUUUGACUAAUGACAAACAAGACAUGGAAGAAAUAUUUGAUUGGGAUUGGGAAAAUAAAAAUGAAGGUUUGGGGUAUAAUUACUACACUGCUUUAUCUCCGGCUGAAUUAAAGAAGUUGAAAAAAGAAAAAGAAUUCAAUAAACCUAAUCUAACAGUUACAUAUGUAAAUAUUUAA